Saccostrea cuccullata (small rock oyster) is the source of this 10128-nucleotide messenger RNA. RefSeq names its product huntingtin-like. The record is from RefSeq and is a predicted model, not a curated record. Gene Ontology annotation, cellular component: nucleus; cytoplasm. The transcript is spliced from 60 exons. NCBI's taxonomy places the organism in Eukaryota, Metazoa, Mollusca, Bivalvia, Ostreida, Ostreidae. Bases 122 to 9202 code for a protein of 3026 amino acids.
UUCAGAGACAGGGCAGAAAAUGUGAGGAUACGAGAAUCAAGAGAAAAAUCAAUAAUUCUUUGUGCUAGGCUCAAGUCCAGAUAAAUAAUGGUUUGAUGUGAUGUAAAGGACCUCCUACACAAUGGCUACUAUUGAGAAGCUGAUCAAGGCAUUUGAAGCCCUUAGGGUGUUUCAGCCUCCAGGGUCAUCUGCAGAGGAUCCAGCAAAGAAAAAAGAACAAGCUCCUGUAAGCAGAAAGGACAAAAUGAUCAACUGUAAUCUUGUGGCUGACAGCAUCUGUGCUCCUAAUAUGAGGGCCAUAGUGGAUUUUCCCAAAUUCCUUGGUAUUGCGAUGGAGACAUUCCUAACUCUGUGUGAUGAUGCAGAAUCCGAUGUACGAAUGGUAGCAGAUGAAUGUUUGAACAGAUCUAUAAAGAUCUUGCUUGAGACAAAUCUUGGAAGACUGCAAGUGGAGCUUUAUAAGGAAAUCAAGAAAAAUGGCAGCAGUCGGACAUUAAGAGCAGCGCUGUGGCGAUUUUCUGAGAUGGCUCAUCUUAUUCGUCCACAGAAAUGCAGACCAUACAUAGUUAAUUUGUUGCCAUGCAUUGCUCGGAUAUGUAAGAGAGAAGAUGAAGCAAUCCAGGACACUCUGUCUCAAUCCAUGCAGAAGAUCUGUCCACCUCUGAUUGGAUUCGCCAAUGAAUCUGAAAUCAAGGCUCUUAUAAAGUCCUUUCUUCCUAACCUGAAAUCCACCUCUGCAGCAACAAGGAGAAUGGCAGCGACCAGUCUGGUCCUGAUAUGUGAACACAGCAGAAGUCCUGCUUCAUUUUACAACCACCUCCUGGGAUCACUGCUGGACAUGGUCCUUCCAGUGGAUGAGGAGACCAGUUUACACACCUUGAUUGGGGUCUUACUGUGUCUGAGGUCACUUAUCCCACACCUCAAUGAAUCAGGACAGGAAAAGCAGGGACUGAAAGGCAGCUUUGGUGUGAUGACAAAAGAGAAAGAACAGACCAUCAGCAAGGAGCAGUUUAUCAUGGUGAUACAGCUAUUGCUUCACUUGAUGGGACACUCUGACCAUAACGUUGUGACAGGAGCUCUGGAAACUUUCCAGCAGCUCCUCAGAAACCCCUCCCCUCUUUUGGUCUCCAUACUGACCACACCCAAAAGUAUCACAAGAUCCUGCAUUUUCAAAGUGGAUCAAAGUUCACAACCAGGUGAAGGAUUGACAGAAAUAUCCUCCAUGUCUAAGUUAUGUGAAGAUAGCACUGCCGAUGAGCUGGAGGUAACAGAAUCAAUAGUAGACCCCUCAGAAGCUUCAGAAGACAAUGUAUCAGACCUCGUAGCUAGCUACAGGGCACAAAUGUCCAGUGAGCAGGGCUCUGAAUCAGCAGGCAAUGACGGAGCUCUAGAUGUAGACACCUGUGAUGCAGGCAUUGUCGUCACUACUCUAGACACUAGGUAUUCUGGGAUAGAAAUAGGGGACCUGAAUGAAGACGUGUCAGAAAAAUCAAACUUGUCUCAAGUUUCUAGUGCUAAUGGUAGCCAGCAAAGCCUGAAUAAGUUGUCCUCACCCCCAAAAGCUAAAAAAGGGGGAGGGCAGGACAUGAAUGGAAACCCAGAAUUGGAGGAGGAUGUUUUACCAGAAGUUGAUGAGAAAACUCAGAUACAGAAUUCCAAUCAGACAGAUGUGACACAGAAUCUAGGGAGUUUAUUAGAUGAUGUGCCGUUAGACUUCUGUAUUCGUGUGAUCUGUCGAAGGUUCCUUUUGAGUGGAACUAAGGAUCAGUUGAUUCCAGAUCGAACUGUGCGUGUGAGCAUUAAGGUUUUAGCUUUAGGUUGUGUCAGCUACUCCAUGACGUUUAGACCACAGAUUUUAUUUAUGAAUGUUUUUAAGGAUAUAAAUGAAGAAAACAAUCAGCUGAUUAAAGAUGUGUUGCUCUAUGCUAGUCAUAUUGACCCACAACUUAAAGGCACAGCUACACUAAUCAUUGGUAAUCUGAUAAGUUCUACCCUCACCCAGGGUGGAGGAGAUUUCAAUAAAUGGAUAGAGGAAUUCGUCUCUGGGUUCUCGAUUGGAAUCGAACACCUGGUAGAAAUUAUUCUCCACAUUAUGGAAGAUGAGUCCUCGGUAGCAGUCCGCCUGGCUCUCCUAGCUGUAAAGAAGUGUCUGAUGCCUCUGUUACUGGGGACUCACAGUCCUAUAGGACUGGAGACGGUGAUCAGGGUACUCAGCAUACAGGACAAUCCAUACUGGCUCGUCAAGGUAGAAAUACUAGAGAUUUUGAGUAAUGUGAACUUCAAUGUGUUGAAUCAUUUGGAGUCUUGUUGUAGUGAUGUACAGAGAGGGACAAACCACUUUCUUGGGAACCUGCAUCUACAGGACAGGAUCGUGUUGUUUGUGAUGGAGAUGUUAGGAAACGAUGAUAUCCGGGUCAGACACUGUGCUUCAGAGACACUAGUCAGAAUUGUGCCAAAGUUAUUUUAUUCUUGUGAUCAUCCACAACAUGACCCGAUUAUAACGGAGUCUCGACUUCACACUGAGAAGCUCCUCUCCCCGAUGGUGUCUGAUUCUGUUCUGAACUCACCUCCCCUGGUUCUGGGCUUGGUGAAGCCCUACACAGAUAGUAAUGGAGCCGUCUCCCCCUCUGUAGAAAGUAACUUGUCCCGAGUCGUGAAAUCAGCACUACAUCAGCUGAAUGUGUCACAGUCCAAACACUUAACAUUUGGGUGUUGCCAUGCUUUAUUCCUCCUGUCGGAGGCUUUCCCUGCCACACUGUACGCUCAUUCCUGGGGGUGUGGACCUUGUACAUCGUUCCUCCCCAAGGAGGCCAGCAAUAAGGGAAUAAUGAAGAGGCCCCCCAGUCGAUCUCACAGUAACUCAAGAACUGUGAUGGGUUAUGUCUGGUCUGGUACCUUCAGCCUUGAUGAGAUGUCGGCAGGGUCAGGGGGAGGGGCUCUCACCAUUAUCCUCCCUCUACUGACCUCCUCCAAUGUCAGUCUGGAUCUAGCUGCUCACAGUGACACUCUACAGUUUGCUGGCAAUCUGGUCGCAGGUGCCGUGUACAGAUGUAUGCAGCCUGUGGAGGAGUCUAACUCUGCAAAUGAUGGUGAGGGGGUUAAAUGGGGGGCCGUCUCAGACAGACUUCUGAUUCCCUUCCUAGACCAACUCCUCUUCCAUAUUGCCAGGGUCCUGAAUUGCUGUGUCCAUGUGAUCGAUGAACAAGUUCCUGGUCCAGCUCCCGUUAAACCCUCCCUGCCCUCUCUCCCCAAUGCCCCCUCCCUCAGUCCUAUCAAAAGGAAGAACAAGGGGGAGAGUCCUAAUGAUUCCCCAGCCAAAGGCAGCAAUACAGACACAAAAACACCCACAAAACAACAAAAAGAAAAGGAGAAAGAACAGGAGAAAGAAAAAGAGAAGACCAAAAAGGACUCAUUAGGAGUAUUCCACAGUAUGCCACAUUACAUGAAGCUGUAUGAUGUGUUAAAGGGAGCAUACUCAAAUUAUAAGGUGUCCCUGGAUCUGAUGGUGACCGACAAGUUCUGUAGUCUCCUCCACACCUCACUGGUCACUCUGUCUCAGAUAUUGGAGAUAGCCAGACUGGAGGACAUUGGGAAGUACGCUGAUGAGAUUCUACAGUACCUCAAGUCUACAGUUAUACUGGAGCCCACAGAGUCAAUAAGAUGUGUACAACAGCUUCUUAAAGCCUUAUUUGGUACAAAUCUUGUCUGUCAAUGGGAGCCUCAACAUCUGGUGAACCUGUCUGGUAAGCCCGGUAAAGCUGCCCGACUGACGGGAAAUAACAAGCCUGGGCAGUACUACUUCUGUUUUACCCAGCCCUAUACUCAGUUUACCCAGUCACUGGCCGGGGCCACGUUUAAAGCUUCCUCCCACACUGACCAAGAGGAGGGCACAGGGUCAUUGAACACAUUAAGGAAAUGUGUAGACAGAAAAUUUCCAGCAAUCCUGAAACCCAAUAGCAAAACUGAUAAGUCCACCGUAGCCUCGUAUAUCCGACUGUUUGAGCCCCUGGUCAUCAAAGCUCUGAAGCAGUACACUGUGUCCAGUAGCCUUGACCUUCAGCAGCAAGUCCUUGACCUUCUGAGUCAGCUGAUUCAGCUCAGAGUGAAUUACUGUCUCCUGGACUCUGAUCAAGUCUUCAUAGGAUUUAUCAUCAAGCAGUUAGAGUUCAUAGAGGAGGGACAAAUUAGAAAUUCAGAGAACUUAAUUCCCAACAUCUUCAGUUUCCUUGUUAUGCUAUCAUAUGAGAAAACUCACAGUAAAACAAUCAUUGGAAUGCCCAAGAUCAUCCAGCUUUGUGAUGGUAUCAUGGCUAGCGGACUACAACCAGUGUCUCAUGCCAUCCCUGCCCUGAGACCCGUGGUGUUUGACUUGUUUCUGUUGAGAAAAAGGACAACAAACCAAUAUCAACAAUUUAAAAGUGCAUCACAACAUACCCUGGAUUUAUUAGUGGUGGUUCUACAGCAAAGUAAGAAGGAGAGUGAAGAGCGCUGGAAGAGAUUAUCUCGUCUGAUAACAGACAGUUUAUUACCAGCCUUAACAUCCAAUCAGGUAAAUUUAGACAACAGUGAAUCAUUGGACGUGCUUCAUCGUCUAUUUGAGUGUCUAGCUCCCAUUGUAUUCAGACCAGUGGAUAUCUUGCUGAAGACACUGUUACAAGCUCCUUCAAACAUAGGAAGCACUGAGAACUUACAGCGUUGGAUGUGUCUGGUGCUAUCUGUGGUCCGAGUUCUCAUGGCUCAAUCCAAGGAGGAGGUCAUACUGUCACGCCUCACUGAGCUCAGAAUCAAACUCACCCUCUUCAAAGUUCACAGCUCCAAACUGACAGAAGAACAAAAACAAAUGGUCCAGGAUAUGCUACCUGAACAGAUUCUAGCAAGAUUUUUGGUUCAGGUGAUUGGGAAAUGUCUAGAGGUCAUCAUGGGUCAUCAGUUGUCGUAUCAUGGGUCACAUGACCAAACAGAGUUCCUGUCACAACAGUUGUCCCAGUUCCUACUGUACAUCACACACAUGUUCCAGUCAGGUAUGUUUAGGAGGGUGGCCACCUGUGCUCUACAGAUUGCCUCUGAGGAAGCUGUGGAUUGUUUCUACAGCAUAAGAGAAGUCAACCGUAACUUCCUGUCAGUUUCCAUGACACUGCCGACCUUGACCUUACAGUGGUGUAACAUUCUGAUCCUUCUGAAUUACGAUGACCAGAAUUUAUGGAGUGAGGUCAUGCAGACCCCAAAUAGGCAUCUCAAACCAGGAACAAGUCAGUCUACGAGUCAUGAGGCCCACCCUGUGGCUGAGACCCACUGCUGUAACCAGGAGAUCCUCAGACGAGGGGGUAUCAUUCUCUUCUGUGACUUCGUGUGUGAGAACAUGUUGGAUGCAGAACACAUGACCUGGCUGGUGAUUAACCACGUGAGUGACCUUAUACAGCUAUCACGGGAGUCUCCGGUCCAGGACUUCAUCAGUGCUAUACACAGAAACUCAGCAGCCAGCUGUUUGUUUAUUCAAGCCAUUCAUUCCAGAGGUCAGGAUGUGUCCAAGCCAUCCCAGAUAAAGAAGACAAUGAAGUGUGUGGAGGCCAUACAUCUGAGCCAGACAGGUGCCCUUUUGACCCUGUUGAUUGACAAGUUCCUGAACACCCACCAUCUCUCUGUAGCCCGCCUCUGUGACACCAUCGCCUGUCACAGGGUGGAAAUGUUACUGGCCGAUAACUUCGAGGAUGCUAAGAAGCAGUUACCAUUAGUUGAUUUGGAUAAACUCCUGAAGUUUAUGGAGACCCACUCAUUGCUUAAGAGACAUGCUCGGUUGGUUUCCUUGCUGCAGAGACUGAGGGGGACCCUGGACCCAGAGACUUCAUUAUCUCUGUAUACUGACACCCGUCAUCCUGUCCUCAGCACAACAGAGUAUCUCCACAACCAGAUGGACAAGGACUUGUACCUGUCCAUAGUUAAGUAUCAGUGUUCCAAUCCUGACUCUAGUCCCAGAGAAUGUGGCCUUCUGCUUCACAAACUGGAAUAUGCUGAUAUGUUGGCUAUAACCAUGACAAAGGAGUUCAGUCUGGACAUUCUAUCAGAGUGCCUGACCUUGGGAGCUCAGUACACCUUGAUAAAGAGCACCGACUCUGUGACGGUCCUAGACAAUGAAGGGAACCAGGUCCUCCAGGAGCCGGUCACAGACAAUCUGUUCCAGGCGGCCCAGCUGACCCUGACCCGACACAUCAACUACGUCAUCAACCUCCUCCCCGCCCCCCACCAGAUACUCACCUUCUCCUCGGUGUUCGUGAAGGAGAGUCGAUACCAGGAGAAGAUGAACGAUAUAUUCUCUGACACCCCCUGGAGGGACAUGAUAUUCUCACUGACCAAAACUCUGAACUGUUAUCUGCAAGCUAUGGACAGGUUACCAUGGAAACCGGAUAUUCCCACGGAAUCUCACUGUGAUAUUUGUAAAUUUAGUGUGUUGUGUAUGGAGCUUUUGUGUUGGAUGUUUCAUAAUGACAUUCUCCCCACCUCAGAGCAGUUGAACGUUUGUCUGAAGUGUACCGCAGUCAUUCUGCAGAAUCAACAGCUCUCCGCUGUGAUUGGCCAAAAAGAUCAUGUGUCAUGGAUAGCAUCUAUAGCUUCAUCUAUCUACCAAGUCUUUCUCUCCUGUAAGGAUAUUACACGACAAUACAUUCUGUUAUUAAAACCAUUAUCUAUUAAUUGUAAAUAUGAAAAUUACAAGGAGAAUAAAUUUAUUGUCUUAGUUUGGUUGCCCAUGUCACAACCAGUCAGGAGUGUGAGGAACCCAGUUGUCAAAAAGGUCAUGUUGGAAGUUCAAGAAUUGUCUGUGAUUGUCAAAGCCUGUGAUCAGAUUUCAGAACUUGUGCAAUAUUUGUUGUUCAACAAAACAUCUCAUUCCAUACCUUAUUUCUUGGACUGCCAUCUUACCACCAUUAUUAUUUCAUUAGCUCGCCUGCCGGCUCUCAAUAGCUAUGCCAGGACACCAUCAUUAGUGUGGAAGUUAGGAUGGACCCCCACACCCUCAGGGGAACUGAGAACACACUUACCUCCCUUACCAGUGGAUUAUCUCAAAGAUAAAGAUGUGUUAAAGGAAUUUGUCAGCAGAAUCAACACUCUAGGUUGGAUCAGUCGUCAACAGUUUGAGGAGACCUGGAUGAGUUUACUGGCGGUACUGAACCCAGUGAUAGAGGACGUCACAGAACACAUCUCACAGGAGGAAGAAAUAGAGAGGUCACAGUGUAUGGUGAUAGCUGUCAAGGCCAUCACUGCUAUGUUAUUACAGUCGACCUUGACCCCUGUACCUGGUAACCCCAGCAACAGUGUUUAUGAGGUCAGACCGAGGGACAAACCCCUAGGAUUUUUACACACCAGAUGUGGUAAAAAGCUGACCAUCAUCAGAGGCAUCAUUGAGAGAGAGGUUCAGGACCUGUACAGAAAAAGUGAGGAUAACUGCAGCAGUAAUUUAUGUGAGGGGGAGGAUCGGGAAAUCCUGAGGUACAUGUUUGACAAUAACCUAGAGAGGGAGAGCGGGGAUGUAGGAUAUACACUCGGACAGGUCUCUAUAGAGUCCAUCUGGUCUGUUGUUGGAGCUCUUCAUGUACAGACAGCUGAUUCUGAUACUCCAGAGUCUCUAAACAGUCCAGAGCAGGAGAAUCCAGAAAAUGCCCCACCCCCUCCAAUACAACAGCAGUUCCCAUUGGUCAAUCUAGAGAAGAGGGAGAGAUCAAUCUCUCUGAGUGGCCUUGACAUUCAUUCCUGUCUACAGUUUUUGUUAGAGUUGUACGGACAGUGGCUUUCUCCCAACAGUAUACUGAAACCUCCACUAAUGCUGAAAAAUGAAGUGGUUAAGUCGCUUGUCUCCCUUUCUGACCUGUUUGUGGAGAGAGAACAGUAUGAGUGGAUGCUGGACUUCCUGUUUGACAUUUACAAGGCCCACCCUACAGAGGAUGAGAUCGUCAUGCAGUAUAUCAAUGUAGGACUCGGUAAAGCCGCAGCUGUCAUAGGCCUGGAUAGUUCUGGUAUAGAAAAGCUGAUGAAGUUGUUAGACGCAGGCCUGCGGAGCCCUCAUCUUCCCAGUAGAACAGCAGCCAUGCACGGAAUCCUGUAUCUUCUGGAGGCAGGCAUGCAGGAAAUCACCAAACCUCUGGUGCCCAUGGCAACAGACUUCCUUCUCAGGAAUUUAGGCAGCAUAAGCCAAACAUGUAUAACAAGUCAGCAAUACAUUCUAACAAUGUGGGCCACAGCUUUCUAUAUAAUGGAAAACUAUCAUGUGGAUCUUAAAGACUUGGAAUUUCCUAGCAAAGUUCUACAGUUGGCUGUGUCCACAGCCUCGGGUAAUGAGGAGAGUGUGUCCACCCCUGUGUAUCUCGCCAUCCUAAAGGGACUGGAAAGGUUACUCCUCACUGACGUCCUCUCCCAGCAGGACGCCGAGGCCAUCGUCAAACUGGGGGUCGACAGGUUGUGUUUACCCAGCCCUCAGAGGUCCCUUGCAGCAUUAGGACUGAUGUUUACAUGCAUGUACUCAGGUAAGCAGUAUGACCAGUAUAGCCCACUCCCUAGGGAUGCUCCAGCCUAUGAUUUCAACAUUGUGUAUCAGGACCCAGAGUCUCUCAUCCUGGCCAUGGAGAGAGUCACUGUACUGUUUGAUAGGAUAAAGAAGGGCUACCCAUACGAGGCCCGAGUCAUCACCCGUGUACUUCCAACAUUCCUGGCUGAUUUCUUUCCUCCCCAGGACAUCAUGAAUAAGAUAAUCGGGGAGUUUAUUUCCAGUCAGCAGCCCUACCCCCAGCUGAUAGCCAUGGUUGUGUUUCAGGUAUUCAAUAACCUCCACAUUCAAAACCAGGAAGCUCUAGUUCAGAAUUGGGUCAUGUUGUCUCUCUCCAACUUCACCCAGCGAACUCCUGUAUCCAUGGCAACCUGGAGUCUGACGUGUUUCUUCAUCAGUGCCUCCACCAAUUCCUGGCUAAGGCCUCUAAUUAUUCACGUUAUCAACAGGAUGGGUAGAAUGGAAACGUUGGAUCAGAACCUAUUCUGUAUGGCAGCCCUGGACUUUUACUGUAUACUGAAGGACAAACAACAACAGUGGGCCUUCAUUUCUACAUUCCAGAAUGUACUAUCCUUAGGUCCCCCCUACACAGACUUGUUAGAGAGACUAGAAAAGGCCUACCCAGAGCAUUUCCCUCAGAAGAAAACGAAGCCCCAUCCUUUGUCGUGAAUUCAGGGAAAAGAUCUCAAGGUCAUUCAGAAGAGUUUUAGAGGAUGUUGACUGAUCACGCAUUGUGAAUGCAUUAAUCAUGAAUAUGGAUCAUAUUUGAUUAAGUCCACUAAUAUGUACCUCGAAAGAAAAAUAUUGUCUAUAUUCAGAUUUUAUGUCUGAAACACCCCGAAGUAACUAGUAAAUCUAAGAAUUUUUCAAUUCAUGAUGCACCCUGCAGUAUGUACAUACACUGUACAUGUUAUUUAAGUGCUGCAGUUUUCUUUAAUGUGCUAGUUGUAAAUAUCUAUAUUGCAAUUUCACCUGCUUUAUAGAUAUACAUUGUGUAAGUGAUGUCUUGAUUUAUCAUUCAGUUGCUUUGAUUUUUUAAUAGCUUAAGCGUGUUAAAAUUUAUCAUCACAAAACUCUGUUGUAGUUGGAAUGAACAUAUCAGUUGUUUAUUUUUUAUUUUUUUGUCUUUUGGUAAGUCAUAGUAGCCCUGGUUUAUAGAAUAUGGUACUUACACCAAUUAUUUUAUGAGUCAAUGGUCAUCUUCCUAAUCUACAGUUUACAUAUUAUGGUGACUAACAGCACAUGAAUUAUUACGGUAAAAUAUACUUAGUAACUGUAAUGCUCACCUCUAAAUAACUUAAGACAAUGUCACAUGAUCUUUGGUUCCUAGGUUCAGUCCAUACCAAUAAAACAUCAUACAUUCAAUCUGAUGAAAUCCUGUCAUUUACAGAACUGUUUGCUUUCUGUGAUGAACACAAGCAUAAUAAGUAUUGCGUAGUCUCCUAGAUUCCAAAAAGAGAAUAGAAAGUAGAAUACCUACAUGUUCCAUGACAAGUACAUGUAGUGCAUGCAGUAGGUAAUCAUCAAGACUCUGCAACUGAUCAGAAUUUUAUCCACAUAAAUUGCCAAAACUGUGUUUGUGUUCUCUCAUAGAG